Lathyrus oleraceus (garden pea) is the source of this 306-nucleotide messenger RNA. RefSeq lists its product as uncharacterized. The transcript has a single exon. The record is from RefSeq and is a predicted model, not a curated record. NCBI's taxonomy places the organism in Eukaryota, Viridiplantae, Streptophyta, Magnoliopsida, Fabales, Fabaceae. The coding region runs from base 1 to 306 and encodes 101 amino acids.
AUGCCUUCAUAUUCUAAAUUCCUUAAAGAGAUUCUAUCCAACAAGAAAAAUCUUGAGGAUGAUGAAAUUGUUAUGCUUACUGCCGAGUGUAGUGCUAUUAUUCAAAAAAACAUGCCUCCUAAACUGAAAGACCCUGGUAGCUUUUCCAUACCUUAUGUAAUCGGAAAGUUUAUCAUAGACAAAGCUCUAUGCGAUUUAGGAGCCAAUGUUAGUCUAAUGCCCUUAUCCAUAUGCAAAAAACUUAAUCUAGGAGAAUUAAGACCAAUAAAGAUGUAUCUACAACUAGCUGACCGCUCUGUUAAAUAG